UGCGCAUGCGCGGCGCUGCAGCGAUGUUUCCGCGUUGAGUGAAGAGCAGAAGGGAUCGAGAGAGAGAGAGAGUGGGAGAGAGGAUAGAGGGAAUUUGCGACGCAGCAGGACGCCGAGUCAGAAUAAACGGACACUCCACAAACGCUAAUAAAAAACAACAUCAACAAAAUCAACGUUCAAAACCGAAGCCUUUAGCCAUGGAGGACACGGCGAACACUUAAAAUGUGAGGUUUAAAGAGACGUGCUGCAGAAACGAGCGAGAGCGGCUUUCCUCAUCAGCAUCCACGGCUGAUCUCGACUCGGGUGCUCCCGUCCCCCUCCGUCACUCGCACUGGGGGGAAAAUGAAGAAGUUUAAUAUCCGUAAGGUGCUGGACGGCUUGACGGCCGUGUCGUCCCCUUCUCCAUCCUCGCAACUCGGGGCCAAGGAGAACGAGCUCAUCCCGGAGACACUCCAGUCUGAACACUUCCAGCUCUGCAAGACUGUGCGCCAUGGCUUCCCCUUUCAGCCCUCCUCUAUGGCAUUCGACCCCGUCCAGAAAAUCCUUGCCGUCGGGACUCAGAGUGGAGCUUUACGAUUGUAUCCUUUUCACAAUGGAAAUUAA
Molecule: messenger RNA, 603 nt
Organism: Sinocyclocheilus grahami
Lineage: Eukaryota; Metazoa; Chordata; Actinopteri; Cypriniformes; Cyprinidae
Product: syntaxin-binding protein 5-like
Exons: 2
Coding region: 343-603 (86 amino acids)
Biological process (GO): exocytosis; Golgi to plasma membrane transport
Cellular component (GO): cytoplasm; plasma membrane; SNARE complex
Molecular function (GO): myosin II binding; GTPase activator activity; syntaxin binding
Source: RefSeq, a predicted model, not a curated record